Molecule: messenger RNA, 666 nt
Organism: Exophiala spinifera
Lineage: Eukaryota; Fungi; Ascomycota; Eurotiomycetes; Chaetothyriales; Herpotrichiellaceae
Exons: 1
Coding region: 1-666 (221 amino acids)
Source: RefSeq, a predicted model, not a curated record
AUGGGUCAACAAAUGGAUUUCAUGGACAAGUUCAUUGCCGCCCACGACGUCCCGAAGGAAGCACUGGCGCAUUUCGCAGCCAACGACUUUACCAGCAAGUACCUCUCAAACCCUGUCUACCGCCCAAUCCCAACCUACUCCCGCGUCCUCAAAGAUGACGGUGAAGAUUACUUCUUCUCGCGAACCGUCGCUACCCCGACCACCAUCCCGUAUCUGGUCACCCUACAGUUGAAGGAUUUCCCCAUCGCCGAAGAAAGUCCCAAGGGCACAUUGAAGACAGGCCAAGGCCACAAGGCGGUGGUGAAGGUGCCCGAGAACCCAGACUGUAUCAUGCUCCUCCACCUCGGCCGCCCAGGUGUUGACGGACACCCUACCACGCUCCACGGCGGAGUGGCCUGCGCCAUUCUCGACGAGAUGAUGGGCUUGUGCGUCAUGCUACACCACCGGCAUCUCGAGGGAGCCCGAGAGUCCCUUUACACCGCAGGGCUGAACGUGACAUACCGCGCACCCGUACCGACGCCCAACGACGUCAUUGUCAAAUGCUGGCUCGAGGGAAGAGAAGGCCGCAAGUGGAAGUCAAGAGGCCAAAUCGUCAACAAGGAUGGCCUAGUCAUGACCGAAGCAGAAGGGUUAUGGGUUCUGGCCAAAAACGAAGCCAAGUUAUAA